Molecule: messenger RNA, 2500 nt
Organism: Ostrinia furnacalis (Asian corn borer)
Lineage: Eukaryota; Metazoa; Arthropoda; Insecta; Lepidoptera; Crambidae
Product: prolyl endopeptidase
Exons: 16
Coding region: 24-2327 (767 amino acids)
Biological process (GO): proteolysis
Cellular component (GO): cytosol
Molecular function (GO): serine-type endopeptidase activity; oligopeptidase activity
Source: RefSeq, a predicted model, not a curated record
GUACGUGGCAACACUUUUGAGAAAUGUCAAAUUACAUGGCGGUGCGUCGCUUUUUUGCUAAUCACUGCCGUAUUGCAGCAAAUUCGAAUGUAAAUACGAUAAAGCAUCGCAAAUUAUUUACCUACGUUAAUCGUGCAGCUGGUUUUAAUCAAUUCAACAAUUUUUUGUGCGCCUGCGCAUCGACGUCGUCCGCACCCAGGAAUAUGAGCUUCGUUUACCCAGAAGCGCGCAGAGAUGAGACGGUCGUCGACGACUACCAUGGAGUCAAGAUAAAAGACCCAUACCGCUGGCUGGAAGACCCAGACUCCAACGAGACCAAAGAGUUUAUAGACGCUGAGAACAAAAUCACGCGGCCGUACCUAGACGCGUGUCCCGUCAAGGCGGACAUCAACGAGAGGCUAACCGAACUGUGGAACUACCCCAAGUACUCGUGUCCCUUCCGCCGUGGUGACCGGUACUUCUUCUUCAAGAACACUGGACUUCAGAAUCAGAAUGUCCUGUACGUACAAGACAGCUUGGACGGCGAGCCGCGAGUGUUUCUCGAUCCCAACACCUUAUCCGAGGACGGCACGAUAGCGCUCUCGGGUAGCCGGUUCACGGAAGAUGGCGCCACUUUCGCUUACGGGCUCUCCGCCAGUGGCUCCGACUGGAUCACUAUACACCUUAAAGACGUUGCCACAGGUAAAGACUACCCAGAAGUUUUAGAGAAAGUAAAAUUCGCUUCAAUGUCAUGGACGAAAGAUAACAAAGGAUUAUUUUACUCUCGAUAUCCAGAGCAAACCGGCAAAACGGACGGCUCUGAGACAGAAGUGAACCGCGACCAGAAACUGUGCUACCAUCGGCUCAACACUCCUCAAUCUGAAGAUGUCAUCACCGUAGAAUUCCCUGAAGAACCCCUAUGGAGAAUCGGUGCGGAGGUUACAGACUGCGGUCGCUACCUGAUCGUGUCUCCAGUGAAGGACUGUCGCGACAACCUGCUAUUCUUCGCCGACUUGUCGCAACACGCUGACAUAUCGGGCCUGCUGCCGCUCACGCAGAUCGUGCAUAAGUUUGAGGCGGAUUACGAGUACGUGACCAACGAAGGCUCCGUGUGCAUAUUCCGCACCAACAAGAACGCGCCCAACUACCGGCUCAUCAAGAUUGACCUCAACAACCCUGCCGAGGAGCACUGGGAGACAUUGAUACCGGAGCAUCCGAGUGACGUAUUGGACUGGGCCUCGGCCGUCGACAACGACAAACUCGUUAUACAUUACGUCAGAGAUGUGAAGAGUGUACUACAACUCCACGCGCUAUCAACCGGCGCGCUCCUCCAAGAGUUCCCACUAGCGGUUGGUUCAGUCGUGGGCUUCAGCGGCAAGAAGGAGCAAUCCGAGGUGUUCUACCACUUCAUGUCCUUCCUCACGCCCGGCGUCAUCUACCACGUCGACUUCAAGAAGACGCCCAUUGAGCCUACGGUGUUCAGAGAAGUAAAAGUGAAAGGAUUCGACGCAUCGCAGUAUGAGGCUAAACAAGUGUUCUAUUCAAGUAAAGAUGGCACCAAGGUGCCUAUGUUUAUCGUUUCCAAAAAGGACUUACCCCGGGACGGGUCGAACCCAGCCUUAGUGUACGGCUACGGCGGCUUCAACAUCAACAUCCAGCCGAGCUUCAGCGUCACGCGCCUCGUGUUCAUGCAGCACCUGCGCGGCCUCGUCGCCAUCCCCAACAUUCGCGGCGGCGGCGAAUACGGCGAACGGUGGCACAACGCGGGCCGUCUUCUCAACAAGCAGAACGUGUUCGACGACUUCCAAGCGGCCGCCGAGUAUCUGGUCCGCGAGAAGUACUCGCGACCCGAGCUGUUAACUAUACAGGGCGGCUCCAACGGCGGGCUCCUAGUCGCCGCCUGCAUCAACCAGCGGCCCGACCUCUACGGCGCUGCUAUUGUGCAAGUGGGCGUGCUGGACAUGCUGCGCUUCCAGAAGUUCACGAUCGGGCACGCGUGGGUGUCGGACUACGGCAGCUCCGACAACGAGACGCAUUUCCACAACCUGCUCAAGUACUCGCCGCUCCACAACAUACACCCGCCCGAUGACGAGCACAGCGAGUACCCAGCGACGCUCGUACUAACAGCAGACCACGACGACCGCGUGGUGCCGCUUCACUCGCUGAAGUUCAUCGCGGCGCUGCAGCACACCGCCGGCGCUUCGUCUCGUCAGGCGCGCCCUCUGCUGGCGCGAGUUGACACCAAGGCGGGACACGGUGGAGGGAAGCCCACCGCUAAGAUUAUUGAAGAACACACAGACAUCUUGUGCUUCAUAACACAAGCACUAAAACUGAAAUUCGUGAAGUAACCCAGCUGCCAUAUUAUCGGAUUUAGUAUUACAAUGAGAUAAACAGAAAUAGUAUUAUGUAAAUAAACGCAACCACAGUCUGGAUGAUUACCUCUGGGUCUUAGAUAAGACUGGUGAUAUUGUUACGCAUUGCUACUAUUUUUUAUUAAUAAAACCUUGUUUUUAUUUUUGAA